AUGGCCGAAGCGAGCACUACAGUCCCACUCCCUAUCGUAGCCUGUGACUCGGAGCCUGCAGCUUCAGAGACAUCCACCGUUCCGUCAACGGUCAUACCAUCACUUGUACUGCCAGACGACGGCCCCGUUCCGCUCUCCUUUCCUGCAAUCUUGCGCAACCCAAAGCUCAUAGAUCGAUAUGCCCACCUCCGCGAGCACUCGGUCGCUGCGCCCCCCAAGACCUCUAUUUCUAAAGCACGCCGGGACGAACACGAGGGGAAGCGCUGGAUACGGAGGAGGGAAAAUGCUAAAUUUACGAACAACCCUCAUGUUGUGCCACCCUCGCGCGGUGAUCAUGCGGUACCGGUCCCCUCAAGGCUCUCCACCUUUCCCAUCCCGUUACCACCGUAUCUUCCUCGGUCAAUUGUGCUACCGUCUAGUGUUCCAGGUUCUCGGGAUCCUGCGAGUGCUUCUGCUGGACUGUUUUCCCUCUCGCUGAAGGGUGCCCGACGAGCAUUGAGAGCCAGACCAGGCGCCCGGGACAUAGUAGACGCGAUUGAGGGUCAUUUGUGCGCCUGGCUUGAGGGAGGGACGUAUCCGGGAGAGGAACAGGGCAUUAUUUUUCCGGGGGAGAAAGUGGGAGGGAGGGAGGAUGUACUAGAGGUAAGCAGACGGCCGCUCGAUCUUGUGUGGGUUGUUGGGAAGGAUGGUGCGGAUGGUGCGUUUGAGAGGUAUGUAGUGCAUUGUCUGGCUCGGUGGUAUGGGGUUGUUAGCUUCAGUAAAGAGGUGAACGGCAAACGCCUGACAUAUCUACUGCGACCCCAAGUUACGCAAGUCACAGCCUCAAUAAUCGACACGCCCCCUGCAACAGACAUUUCCCAAGUCGAUACCGAAUCAGAUUUCGUAUCUGACAUUCACACGUCUGACCUGGAGUCCGACUUGACAUCCGACAUGGAACAUGAAGCACACACCGGAGAGCUCUCAGCCAUUUCGGAGGCACCUUCAUCACCCGCAGCAUGGUCUGUAAUCGGUGGAUCAGACUUUGAAUUUGACGAAGGGUUCGCAGCGUCUGUAGAGUCGCUCUCCCUAGAUGCGGAAGCUAAUGAUUUGGAGAGGACCCCACGCGCGGCUGACGUACGAGGGAGUGGCGGUGUAUACGUACGGAAUGCGCGUACCCGAUUUAGUGCGUGGAACGAGCCUCGGAGCGGGUCAUCACCAUCAAGGUCCCCUGCCAGGAGACUGCCGCCUACGCGAAGGGCCAUGAAGCAACAGGGGAAGAAAUCAGGGAGGAAAUCAGGGAAGGGGACGUUUUAUGAUUAUUUAUUUGCCUAA
Suillus plorans is the source of this 1311-nucleotide messenger RNA. RefSeq lists its product as uncharacterized. Lineage: Eukaryota; Fungi; Basidiomycota; Agaricomycetes; Boletales; Suillaceae. The transcript is spliced from 4 exons. The record is from RefSeq and is a predicted model, not a curated record. Bases 1 to 1311 code for a protein of 436 amino acids.